Molecule: messenger RNA, 1206 nt
Organism: Micropterus dolomieu (smallmouth bass)
Lineage: Eukaryota; Metazoa; Chordata; Actinopteri; Centrarchiformes; Centrarchidae
Product: plasticin-like
Exons: 9
Cellular component (GO): plasma membrane; type III intermediate filament; axon
Source: RefSeq, a predicted model, not a curated record
AUGAGCAACUCCAAGCAGAACUACUCCAGCAUGUUGGGGGCUCGACAGAACUUCCGGCCCAACCAGGACCGUCACCGCGGCUAUGACACAGUGGACUUCAAAGAAGCUGAAGCCGUGAACCAGAAGUUCCUAACUACACGCAUAAAUGAGAAGGCCGAGCUGCAGGACCUUAAUGACCGCUUUGCCAUAUUCAUCAAGAAGGUGCACUCCCUGGAAGAGCAGAAUGGUACACUGCAGGAAGCUCUCAACCAGUACAAGGGUCAGAAUCAGUAUGGUCAGCCCAACGGCAUCACUGACCUCUUCCAGGAGGAGCUUAGGGAGCUGCAGUGCCAAAUGGACGCCAUCGGAAAGGAGAGAGACCGGUACCAACUGGAGAAGUACAACCUGGCUGAGGACCUGGACCUGCUCAAGCAGAGGUUCGACGAUGAAACCCAGAAGAGGGCAGAUGCUGAGGAACAUCUACGUUCUUUACGCAAGGCCUUAAACAAUGCCACAUUGUCCAGUCUGGAGCAGGAGAGGAAAACUGAGUUUCUGAUGAAGGAGAUUGAAAUCCUUAAGAAGCUCCUUGAUGUGGAAAUCAAGAAUGUACCACUGAGCUACCCGACCCAGCAGAAGAAUACUGAGGUGGACAGCCACAGGGUCGACCUAACUGGUGCUCUAAAGGAGAUCAGGGUCCAGUAUGAGAGAAUUUCCCUUAAUAGCAUGCAGGAAUCUGAGGCCUGGUACAAGUCCAAGUUUGAUGAUUUGACUGAGUCUGCAAAGAGCAAUGCUGAGUCUCUAAGGCAGGCAAAGCAGGAGGUCAAUAUGUCCAGGGGGCAGAUUCAGUCUCUGACCUGUGAGGUUGAUGUACUGAAGAACAAAAAUGAAACUCUGCAGAAACAGGUCCAUGAAAUAGAAGAGCAGUUUGACACUGAUAUUGGUAACUACCAGGACAAGAUAGGCAGACUGAAGGACGAGAUGGCUUGCCACCUUCAGAAGUACCAGGACCUGCUCAAUGUCAAAAUGAUUCUUGACAAUGAGAUUGCUACUUACCGUAAACUGCUAGAGGGGGAGGAGAGCAGGAUUAACAACUCCAACCUUGACACAAGCAAUCCAUUUGGUGAACAAGACAGUGAACAAGCUCCAGGCCCUGUGAAGAUUCCAGAUGUAGAGGUCUCCAAGAAGGAGAAUGAGAAAGAGACCUCGGAUGACUCGGACGAGAGCGAC